AUGACUGCCGCAACUAUGCAACAGACGCCCGUCAUUCCUCCCCGGCCUUCGCGAGGCCAGGACAAGGAUGACUCGGCCGCGUCUGCCCCCAAGAUUCCUCCUCGUCCCGCUGCUAAGCGCGUCAUCAACCGCUCGAUAUCUCCCAAUCCCGACCGCUUCGCUCCCUCGCCGCUCAACGAUGGCAUCCCCCAGAAGAGCCCCAGAGCCCUCCACUUUAGCUCUAACGAUGCUGUCGACUCCCAAGACCCAAUCGACCGCUCCAACAGCGUCGCCAUGCCCUCUGUCGGUGAGGAGGGCCUUGAAUACAGCGCUAUGACCGAAGAGUUCGCGGCAGAGAAGCAGGAGCAAGAGCGAUCAUCAUCGCCGGAGCAGACUCGCACCGUCGCCGAGGACCUCAAACUCCAUGCUCCCAAGCCCUCGCUGCCCGCUCAGAGCGCCAAGCAGCGAGUCCAGACCGUCACCCGCACCGACUCCGACAAGGCCGCUGCCUUUGGCAUUGGCCGUCCUGCUUCUCGCGAUGCUCUGAAGAAGAAGUCCAGUACCGCCUUCUCGGCGACUGAGAGCCAGCCUGAUGUGGAUGACGAGGGCAUCCCCGAGAUUGGACAGCGCGUGCCUAUGAACCCCCAUCUGGGCGAUGUUCAGGCUCCGUCUCCCGCUCCUGGCUCCGAUGAGUUCAAGAAGCAUCACCAUCGCAAGCACAGUUCUCGCGGUGGACCUCCUGGAAGCUACGGCAUGCAUGGCCAUGGUGUUGCGCCCCAGGACAAGCUCGACAAGGCGUAUUAUGAGAAGAACCCUCAUGUCUUCGACAGGGAGCACAAGACCCCUAUUCACGACCGCCAGAAUGAUUUCGCCAUGAGCAGAGAUGACCUGAACAAGCUCGUUCGAGAUACUGCAAGCCGCGGAUCGGGCCUGGCAACCUCUUCAGAGUAUCAUGCUGCCCCCACGGAGGAGGUCGGUUUCCAGGCCAGCGAGGAGUACUCACGCAUCUCAUCACCACUUCCCGCCUCAAAUGGUAGAGACCAGGCCAGCGCUCUGUCCUUCAAGUCUGAGAUCACCAGUCCCGAUGGCGAGAAGACGGUUCACAUUGAUGACCCCGAGCACCCUCAGUAUCGUUCACCUGGCGAUAGCGAUCACGCCGUUGAUGAGGAGGAGCAGGAGUACACAGCUCCUAUCCUGGCCCCUGAUGAAGUCGGCAAGGACAAGUCUCCGUAUAUUCAGCAGCCGGCAGUUCAUCCUCCCGAACGCCGUAGAACCUCCACUGAGAUGGAAGAGUCCCAUAGCCGACCUAACAGUCGGCCCACGAGCAUUUACAAGGAGAACCCCUCUCAGGACUUUGGUUCUACACCUCUGGAUGAUGUCAAGGAGUACGAGCCGCUUUUCCCCGAGGAAGGCAAGGAUGAGGCGCAAAAGGCGGCUACUUCUGAGGCAAAGGCCCGGCAUUACUUCCCCAGCAAGGACGUCUGGGAAGAUGCGCCCAACAGCGUACACUACACUGCAGAGGUUUCAACGCCUGACUUGACAGAGAAGAUGAGGACGUUGUCAUCAGGGGUCCAAGAUCGUCCCCAGACCCCCGCUCACGCCUUUGCCCAAAAGCAGGAGGAGUUGGCAGAACGUGAGGUGAAUGGGCCUGCUGAUGUGAAAACCACCACUAGGAGCCAAGAGAAGCCAACCUGGACUGAGCCUGAGACGAAAUCCGAGUCCUUUCUGACAAAUAAGAGACCGGCACUCAACCAGCGUUUCCCUAGUCGAGAUAUCUGGGAGGAUGUCCCGGAAAGCCAGCUCUAUGAGGCCACUGUCUCCGCGUCAAUAGAGGAAGAGAGCAAGCCCGAGAUUCCAUCACGACCUGCCAAGAAGAUCACAGAACCUUCAGAACGGCCCGCCAUUCCUGAUCGUCCUAAGCCCAAGACUCCUGUUGACGACACCCAGAAGUCUAGGCCUCCGGUUUCGGACAAGCCAAAGCCUCAGAUUCCACCCAGACCAAGCAAGAGUUCGUCUGGAGAUUCUAAGGACGGCGAGUUCUCCAAGCCGAAACCGCCCGUGCCCAGUAGACCGGUGGGAGGCAAGAUUGCCGCCUUACAGGCGGGUUUCAUGAGCGAUCUGAACAAGCGCCUCCAACUGGGACCUCAGGCUCCCAAGAAGGAGGAACCUAACCCUCAGGAGGAUCUCACUGAGGAGAAGGAGAAAGCUCCGCUUGCCGAUGCCCGAAAGGGCCGCGCGCGUGGUCCUCAGCGUCGUGCUCCGGCUAAGAGCCCUGCCGCUCCUGAGCCUGCAAAGACGUCUGGACCGACCCUGACCUUCUCUAUGCCGCAAACGUUUUGGUCUAUUGACCCUGAGCAAGGCAACUUGGCUGUUGUUGGCGAGGAGACGCCUGCCCCGGUCGUUGAAGAGGAAGUGGUAGAAAAGACUGAGGAGGUCCCCGAAACGUUAGUUUCGGAGGAGCCUGCUGAGGAAGUCGAGGCAGAGACCUCGGAGGACUCAAAACCUACACCCGAAGAGAAAACGGAGGCGGCUGAAGAGAAGACGGAGGAGCCUCAAGAGAAGACGGAAGCGCUUGACGAGAAGACGGAGGCGCUUGAAGAGGAGACGGAGGCGCUUGAAGAGGAGACGGAAGCGCUUGAAGAGAAGACGGAAGCGCUUGAAGAGAAGACGGAGGCGCUUGAAGAGAGGACGGAGGCGCCCGUUGAGGAGGAAAAGACCCCCGUUGCUAGCAUGGCGGCGAGUAUCCCCGAAGCCAGCGUUGAGAAGAAGAGCGGCAAUGAAGUGGAGCCCGUGGAGGUCUCUGAGGAGGUUAAGGCUUGA
This is a messenger RNA of Ilyonectria robusta, 2799 nucleotides long. Its product is annotated as altered inheritance of mitochondria protein 21. Lineage: Eukaryota; Fungi; Ascomycota; Sordariomycetes; Hypocreales; Nectriaceae. The transcript is spliced from 2 exons. The record is from RefSeq and is a predicted model, not a curated record. The coding region runs from base 1 to 2799 and encodes 932 amino acids.